UCUUUAUACGCCACCACCAAAUAUUUGAUAACAACAUUUUAUUUAGGCUUUUGUUUGUUCUUUUCGCAAAUUGUCAGUGUCAAAACUAUUUAUCUAGUUAUGAGGUAUCAAUAAUGAUAGCAUGGUUAUCAUUGUUUACAUAUUGAGCACUGGGGUAUGUAUCGGCAUACGUAAAUAUGUAUUUAAUCCAACGUCGGCAUGAGCUUUAUGAUACAUAUAUUAGAUAUACAUACAUACAUAUAUAUAUAUAUGUAUGUAAACACUUGUUACUUCAUAGGUGCAACACUGUAAGGAAGCAAACAUUUAUUCGUUAACAGUCGUUUAGUCGUGGUGCGUGUGACCUGUUAGCUGAUUAAAAAAAAAAAGCUAAAAUAAAUUUUUGUUUUAUUAAUACUAUAAAUUUCACACUGCUAGUUGGCGAUGUUGCUAAAAUUUUCGCUUUGUGCUAUUUUUUGGAUUUUUCAAAAUGCUCUAAUGGCAUAUUCCUUGCACACACACAAUGAAAGUAUACACACACAUUUGCCUCGACCUUAUUUGUUAGCCGAUUUGGAUGCGAAAAUUUUUGGUGGCUCACCUGUUGCCAUCACCAGUGCGCCGUGGCAGGUGUCGGUGCGUCUAAAGGAAUACGAAAUCGUACAAUUUGGUUAUGGGCACAUAUGCGGCGGUUCGGUUAUAACAACGCGCGUGAUUGUCUCAGCAGCACACUGUGCAAUCUAUACCAACAUAACGCCGACGGUAUAUCGUUUUCCCAAUGACUUUACAAUUGUCAUGGGCUCUGUUUAUCUACAAGAGGUCACACCGUACACACUGCAGUAUAAUGUAUUGGAAGUGGUGCCACAUCCGGAUUUCAAUUUACAACCAUUAGAAAAUGAUAUUGCUUUAUUUUUCAUCAACGGCAAGAUACCAACAAAUUAUCCAACCGUCUCACCGAUACCGCUCAAUCGUUUGGCUUUAGCGGCGGGCCUUAAUUGCACCGUUACUGGUUGGGGUGUAACAGAACAGGGCAUAACUUGGCCAGUGCUGUUGGGCACUGUGGUGCCUAUAGUCGCCACUGCACAAUGUAAUAACAGUUACAGCGGUACAAUUAUGAAUGGCAUGCUUUGUGCUGGCUAUUUGUCGACUGGCGGCGCGGAUGCUUGUCAAGGCGACUCUGGUGGUCCAUUGGCUUGUAAUGGCACAUUGGCUGGCAUUGUUUCGUGGGGAAAUGGGUGUGCUAAGCCUGGCUACCCCGGCGUGUAUACAAAUGUCUCCGAUUACACUAACUGGAUAUUGUUGACCAAUUCCACUUUCAAUUAUACGCGUUACGGUGGCGCUUUGGGUUUGAGUUGCGGUCCACAGCAAUUGAUGUUGCUCGUAUUCUGCCUGCUGAAUGUUUUGUUGUGGUUUAGAGUAAAUUAGCGUGAAUAUUCGAUUUUUUGCUGUUAAUUUUUAAUGUGAUAUCUGUUUUAAAGAAAUGAAAAUAAAAUU
Ceratitis capitata (Mediterranean fruit fly) is the source of this 1467-nucleotide messenger RNA. RefSeq names its product trypsin. The record is from RefSeq and is a predicted model, not a curated record. Gene Ontology annotation, molecular function: serine-type endopeptidase activity. Gene Ontology annotation, biological process: proteolysis. The coding region runs from base 421 to 1398 and encodes 325 amino acids. The transcript is spliced from 4 exons. Lineage: Eukaryota; Metazoa; Arthropoda; Insecta; Diptera; Tephritidae.